Messenger RNA from Phoenix dactylifera (date palm), 4447 nucleotides. The record is from RefSeq and is a predicted model, not a curated record. Lineage: Eukaryota; Viridiplantae; Streptophyta; Magnoliopsida; Arecales; Arecaceae.
AUGGAAAUGCAAAUGGAAAUGCUUCAGCGGCCACGAUGGCCAGGGGCAAGAGAUGGCGACGACGCCUAUGAAGCAGCGGGAGGGGGUGAAGCCGGCAGCCGCCACCGGCGUCGGGACCCGCGGCUCAAGGAGCUGGGCAUCUCGUGCAUGCUCAACACGGAGGUGGGCGCCGUCCUCGCUGUGAUCCGGCGCCCCCCGGAUCCCAUCUCCGGCUUCCUCCCCGGCGGCGCAGACGAGGGAGCCAACCCCCAGCUCCUCCAAUCCCUCAAGUCCCUCCGCUCCCUCAUCUUCCACCCUCAACACAGCGAAUGGCGCUCCACCGAGCCCUCCAUCUACCUCUCCCCCUUCUUGGACGUCAUCCAGAGCGACGAGAUCCCCGCCGCCGCCACCGGCGUCGCCCUCUCCGCCGUCCUCAAGAUCCUCCGCCUCAACGUCUUCGAGGAGCGCACCCCCGGCGCCCGCGAGGCCAUCCACUCCGUCGUGUUCGCCGUCACCAACUGCCGGCUGGAGCGCACGGAGCAGGCCGCCGAGGACGCCGUCCUCAUGCGCAUCCUCCAGGUGCUGGUAGCCAUCGUGCGGUCUCGCGUCUCCGUCCUCCUCACCGACCACGCCGUCUGCACCAUCGUCAACACCUGCUUCCAGGUGGUCCAGCAGUCGGUCCACCGAGGGGACCUCCUCCAGAGGAGCGCCCGCCAUGCCAUGCACGAGCUCAUCCAGGCCAUCUUCUCCCGCCUCCCGGAGAUCAAGGUGCCCGAGACCGCCGACCGCGCUUCUCAAGCCGCCGCCGCCGCCGACAGCGACACCCCCAUCUCCGGGUACGGGGCGCGCUGCAUGGUCGACAUCUUCCACUUCCUCUGCUCGCUGCUUAACGUCGGCGAGGUCGUCGAUUCUGCUGAGGGGAUCGGCUCCAUCAGCUCCGACGAGGACGUUCAGCUCUUCGCGCUCGUCCUCAUCAAUUCCGCGGUGGAAUUGGGCGGCGAGGCGAUCGGGAAGCACCCCAAGCUCCUCCGAAUGGUCCAGGAUGAUCUCUUCCACCAUCUCAUCCACUACGCCGCGUGCUCGAGCCCGCUCGUUCUUUCCAUGAUCUGCAGCGCAGUCUUGAAUCUCUAUCACUUCUGCCGUCGGUGCCUCAGGCUCCAACUCGAAGCAUUCUUCACCUACGUGCUCUUAAGAAUUGCGGCAGGAGGGAGCGGAGUGCAGCUCCAGGAAGUCGCGAUCGAGGGGAUCCUGGGCUUCUGCCGGCAGCCGACCUUUGCGAUCGAAAUGUACGUCAACUACGACUGCGACCCGAUCCGGCGCAACGUGUUCGAAGAGAUCGGCAAAUUGCUCUGCAAGACCGCAUUCCCUGCGACCAACCCCAUGUCCCCGAUGCAGGUCCAGGCCUUCGAGGGCCUCGUCACCGUCAUCACCACCAUCGCCGACAGCAUCGAGGUCGAGCAAGUUCCCGACCGGGAGUCCUACAGCGCCGACGUCUCCGAUUACAAGCCCUUCUGGGUCGAGAGGUGCGACAGCUACGACGACCCCGACACCUGGGUCGAGUUUGUUAGAAUGAGGAAGAUGAAGAAGAAGAAGGUCAUGAUCGCCGCCAACCACUACAACCGGGACGAGAAGAAAGGUCUGGAUUUCUUGAACAUCUGCCAUUUGGUACCGACUCCGCCGGACCCCAAGUGCCUGGCCUACUUCUUCCGGUAUACGCCGGGCUUGGACAAGAACAGGAUCGGGGACUUCCUAGGCGACCCCGACGAGUUCAACCUCCGAGCGCUGAAAGAAUUCACUGAGACGUUUGAUUUCUCCGGCGCGAUCCUCGACACCGCCCUCCGGACCUACCUUGAGACAUUCCGGCUUCCUGGAGAGUCUCAGAAGAUACAGAGGAUCCUCGAGGCGUUCUCCGAGAGGUUUUACGAGCAGCAGUCCUCGGAGAUCUUCGUGAGCAAGGACGCAGUGUUCAUCCUCUGCUACUCCCUCAUCAUGCUCAAUACCGACCAGCACAACCCCCAGGUGAAGAAGAAGAUGACCGAGGAGGAGUUCAUAAGGAACAACAGAGCCAUCAACGGAGGGAUGGACCUCCCCAGAGAGUACCUCUCCGAGCUCUUCCAUUCCAUCUCCACCAACGCGAUCACACUCUUCGGCCCGACCGGUUUGCCCACCGAGCUCAGCUCGAACCAGUGGGCCGACCUCAUCAAGAGAUCGAGAGUCGUGGAGCCCUUCAUCAUCUGCGACUUCAGCCAUAAGCUGGGCCGCGACCUGUUCGCCGCCAUAUCAGGACCCUCGGUCGCCACGCUUGCCGCCAUCUUCGAGCACACCGACGACGAGGAGAUACUGCAGGAGUGCGUCGAAGGGCUGAUAUCCAUCGCAACAAUUGCAAGAUACGGAUUGGAAGACAUCCUCGACGAGCUCCUCUCUUGCUUCUGCAAGUUCACCACUCUGCUAAACCCUUACGCCACGGCCGAGGAGACCCUGUUCGCAUUCAGCAAUGAGCUGAAGCCGAGAAUGGCCACGGUGGCCCUCUUCACCAUCGCGAACAAGUUCGGGGACUCGGUGCGGGGGGCGUGGAGGAACAUCGUGGAUUGCAUGCUCAAGCUCAAGCGGUUGAAGCUACUGCCUCAGUCCGUGAUCGAGCCCGAGAACUCUCCAUCGUCGGACCUCGGAUUCACCCAGCACGCAAAGUCGGAAUCCGGCGUGAUCUUCCCCUCAUCCCACCUCGGGUUUGGCAGCCGCCGCCAGGUCUCGGGAUUGAUCGGGCGGCUCUCGCAGUUGCUAUCGCUGGAUAGCGGGGGGGAUUCGAUGCUCAACUGCGGGAGCGAGUUUGAGAACAACUCGAAGAUAAUUCAGCAGUGUCGCAUCGGGAAUAUUUUCAGCGAGAGCUCCAGGUUGCCCGAUGAAUCGCUGCAGAACCUUGGCCGGGCUCUCAUGUUCGCAGCAGCAGGGCGAGGCCAGAAAUUCAGCACUCCGGUCGAAGAGGAAGAGACCGUCGGAUUCUGUUGGGAUCUCCUGGUCAUGAUUUCGACGAUCAACAUUCAGAGGUUCGCAGCAUUCUGGCCUCAGUUCCAUGACUGCGUCACCGUCAUGUCGCAGCUCCCUCUCUUCUCGCCUUGCCCGUUUGCCGAGAAGGCCAUCGUUGGGCUCUUCAAGAUCGCGCUCGAGCUCUUCUCAUCUCCCCCGCAUGUCGACAAGCUCCCCGAGGAGCUCGUUUUCAGGUCCAUCAACCUGAUGUGGAAGCUCGACAAGGAAAUUCUCGACACAUGCUGCGAGAGCAUCGUCGAGGGCACGGCUCGGAUCCUGAACGAACAUGCGAAGAACGUCCAGACUAUGAUCGGGUGGAAGACGCUCCUCCACCUACUCUCCGUCACAGGCCGGCACCCCGAGACAUUUGAUCAGGGGGUGGAGGCUCUCAUGAAACUGAUGUGCGAGGGAACCCAUGUCACAAGGUUCAAUUAUCCCUACUGCAUCGAGGCCGCAUUUGGAUACGCGGCGCUAAAGAUCAGCCCGCUGGAGAAGAGCUCCAAGAUUCUAGACUUAAUGGGAGACUCUGUGAAUUGGCUGAUCCAGUGGCAUAAAUCGGGUUACUCCGACCCGGGGAGCACGAAUAGCAGCUCGUUCAUGGAAGACGGCCAGAAGACGGGUGCUGGCGCUGGCAACCUCGGGGCCAAUCUGUUCGUCAAACUGGCCGAGGCGUUGCGCAAGACUAGCUUGGUCCGACGGGAGGAGAUUCGAAACCAGGCAGUAGCGGAGCUAAGGAAGUGCUUCGCAGCCGCCGAGGAAUUGGACUUCACGCCAGCGAACUGCCUUGCUUGCUUCAAUCUUGUGAUCUUUGCUAUGGUGGAUGACCUGCACGAGAAGAUGCUGGAGUACUCGCGAAGGGAGAAUUCGGAGCGGGAGAUGAAGAGCAUGGAGGGGACGCUGAAGGAGGCGAUGGAGCUGCUUGUGGAGGUGUUCCAGCGGUUCAUGGUGCCUUUGUCGCAGAGCCCGGGCUUCCGGACCUUCUGGCUUGGGGUGCUGAGGAGGAUGGACACCUGCAUGAAGGCCGACGCUGGGGGCAUGGGCGACGGGGCGCUGCAGGAGCUCGUGCCUACGCUGCUGAAGAAGAUGAUAACCGAGAUGAAGCACAAAGAGAUUUUGGUGCAGAGAGACGGGGAUGAGCUUUGGGAGAUAACAAACAUUCAGAUACAAUGGAUUGCUCCUUCGGUGAAGGAGGAGCUGUUCCCUGAGGAGUUUUGAAUCGUCCUGGACUUGGGGAGGGGAAGGCGAGGGAAGAGGGCAUCAUUGUAGUUCAUUGGAAGUAUAGGGGCAGAUGGUAAGGAGAGUAAUAGGCCUUUGCGUAUAAGAUGUUUUGACUUUUUCCUGGUCUUCACUUUUUUGUUGCUGUUGUUGUAAUUCUACUUAAAAAAAAGGUUUUUCCUCCUCUCUUGAUUAUAGAGGGGCGCAAUAGAAAGGGUAGUUCUAUAUA